Molecule: messenger RNA, 1581 nt
Organism: Aspergillus nomiae NRRL 13137
Lineage: Eukaryota; Fungi; Ascomycota; Eurotiomycetes; Eurotiales; Aspergillaceae
Product: putative Na/H antiporter
Exons: 6
Coding region: 1-1581 (526 amino acids)
Biological process (GO): regulation of membrane potential; proton export across plasma membrane; sodium ion export across plasma membrane
Cellular component (GO): plasma membrane
Molecular function (GO): sodium:proton antiporter activity
Source: RefSeq, a predicted model, not a curated record
AUGCCGACCCUUUCGUUGAUCAAUUUCAACAUUGUCUGCGCUACGUUGGGUGGGUUUAUCUCGGUAUUUGGCUUAGUGUCCUACUUGUUUAAGGAGAGAUUUUACCUGUCUGAAGCAUUAAUCUCAUUAUUGGCCGGGGUUCUCUUCUCUCCACAUGCAGCCAAUUUCAUAAGACCUAAGGAAUAUGCGCUCGGCUCAGAACAAAAUCUGGAGGAGAUUACAAUGUACUUCACCAGGUUAGUUCUUGGGGUUCAGUUGGUACUUGCCGGGGUCCAACUUCCGAAACGCUACCUGCAACUAGAAUGGAAGAGCCUCUCAUUGCUGCUGGGUCCCGGCAUGGCUGCCAUGUGGCUAUGUAGUAGCCUGGUCAUUUGGGCCAUGGUCCCUAACUUUCAGUUUCUACAUGCUCUCAUAAUUGGCGCAUGUGUAACUCCGACUGACCCAGUACUUUCCAAUUCGAUCGUCAAAGGCGCCAAUGAUGGCCUCGGAUAUCCCUUUCUCUUUUUUGCUAUGUAUCUGCUCAAAUACACGGGCAUGGGAGGUGCAGGGUAUAGUGGAGGCGCCGGGAAAGCCAUGGCCCUGUGGUUCUACGAGACCUGGGCUUACACAGUGAUAUUAAGCGUUGUAUAUGGGAUCACUGUCGGUUGGGUCUCCAGAGAAUUGCUUCACUGGGCUGAAGAGAAGCGUUAUGUCGACCGCGAGAGUUUUCUCGUCUUUGCUAUUGCCCUUGCACUUUUUAUUGUGGGUACCUGUGGCAUGAUUGGAACAGACGACCUCCUGGCCUGCUUUGUAGCAGGUAAUGUUUUUACUCAGGAUGAUUGGUUCCGUCUCGAAACGAUGGACGAUUCGCUACAACCAACCAUUGAUAUGCUUUUGAACUUGGCAAUCUUUAUGUGGUUCGGUGCUGUUUGCCCAUGGUCCUCCUUUCUGAACAACAAUAUUAUUCCAAUAUAUCGCUUGAUAUUCUUGGGGGUCUUGAUCCUGCUCGUUCGCCGGAUGCCAAUCAUCUUCGCAAUGCACAAGUAUAUCGGCCAAAUCGAGCACCUUCUUCAAGCAGCCUUUGUUGGCUUUUUCGGUCCCAUCGGCGUCGGAGCCAUUUUCUAUCUAUCGGUCUGCCGAGAAUUUCUACAGGGUAUCAUCGUUGAUGGCAAAGUCCGGGAUGAUGCACAGAAGGUUUCCGAGGCUGUUGAUGUUGUCGUCUGGUUCUUAUUUCUAACAGAUAUGCAGGUUGUGCAUGGUCUUUCUAUACCGUUGGUGAAAGCGGGAUAUCAUCUGCCGCGGACCAUUUCCAACGCACUGAGUGUUGGUUCCACGCCCGAAGCAGAGCCGGUGCCGAUCGCAAACGUACAGCAUACCCACAGCACUGCAACACAAGACAACAACCGAGGGCGUAAACGGCCCGGCGCACCUCGGUCUACGACUUUGCAGAUAGGCCGGUCCAUCAUAAGACCACAAUCGACGGACCAGCGGCAACUAGGUACAAACCAUGAAGGGGAACCCGAAAGACCUGUAAACUUGGUAGUGCAGGAACCUGACAAUGAGCCUACCUCAGGCAGCAAUACACUGGGAGCUACGGAGUAG